Messenger RNA from Oldenlandia corymbosa var. corymbosa, 1427 nucleotides. The record is from the annotation of a GenBank genome assembly. NCBI's taxonomy places the organism in Eukaryota, Viridiplantae, Streptophyta, Magnoliopsida, Gentianales, Rubiaceae.
AUGGAUUCAGUCAUUGAAGGCGAAAACGGGCAUGACUUUGUGAUCGUGGGCGGGGGAAUUGGUGGCCUUGCUACUGCUCUUGCUCUUCACAGGAAAGGAUUCAAAGAUGUUGUAGUUUACGAAAGAUCGAAGAGACUGAGAGCAGAGGGACCAGGACUAGUGAUCUUCUCUAAUGGAUGGCGGGCACUUGAUCAACUUGGUGUCGGAGAUCAACUCAGAGAAAAAGCUAUUCUUCUUCAAGGAGCAGAGGAUGUAUACGUUGACCAAGGAAAGAGCCAGAACCUGUCUAGUUUUGAUAGGAGUGGUGAAGCUCGUUGCUUGAAAAGGAGCGACUUGAUAAACGUUCUUGCGAAUGCUCUGCCUCGCGGAACCAUACGAUUUGGGUGCAAUGCAAUUGCCGUGAAAACAAAUUCUCAAAAUAUGUCUCCAAUUCUUCAACUAGGUGAUGACAAAGCGAUUCCAGCAAAGAUUUUGAUUGGAUGUGAUGGAUCAAACUCCAAAGUGGCAGAUUUUCUUGGGUUGAAACUAAUAUCAUCAUUUAAGACGUUUGGUGCAGUUAGGGGCUUGACUAAAUACCCAAAUAAACAUUUGUUACCUCCUACAUUUGUUCAUAUGAGAAGAGAUAAAAAUUUGGUGGGAAGAAUUCCGAUCAACGAUAAGUUGGUGUUUUGGUAUGUCGAGCUGUCCCCUCCAGGUGGGCAAUUUCCAAAUGAUCCCGAGCUUAUAAGAAAGGCAACCUUAGGAAUGGUAAAGGGCUUUCCCUUUGAGGUAGUCGAGAUGAUAGAAAAGAGUGAUCUUGCCUCAUUGUCCUUCACAGAUAUAAGAUAUCGCCAUCCAUGGGAGAUAGUAGCCGGAAAUUUUCGGCGAGGAUCAGUAACGGUCCUCGGUGAUGCAAUGCAUGCAAUGCCUCCAUUCAGAGGGCAAGGUGCUUCAGCUGCCUUGGAAGAUGCAGUUGUUCUUGCGAGAAAUCUAGGACAGAGGAUUUGUUCUCUCGAUCAAUUCGAAGGAAGAAGAAACAUUAUCGACUGUCAAAAGAUUAGGGCGGCACUUGACGGGUAUGUCAAAGAACGACGAAUGCGGAUUUUGCAUUUGUCGCUACAAACUUAUCUAAUUGGUGUGAUUUUGGAUAAGCCAUCACUCAUUGUGAAAUUCAUUGCAAUCAUGAUUUUGGUGAUUGUGUUUAGGGAUGAGACAAGACAUGUUAAGUAUGAUUGUGGCAAACUGUAAAAGUUUCAACGCGUUAGAAUUUGCCUAUGUAAUUGAGUUUGCUGAAUAUCUUCAUUAUUUUUUUUUUUGUUUUUGUAUUUUUUUUUUCUGAAGUGCAAAAAAAAUACUCCUUUCUCAAAGUGAUUCCUGUGUUCAUUGUAUAAACUAGUAUAACUUACUACAAGAAAAAGUUACUCCCUAUGUCCCAAAAUUAUUGUCCA